AGUAAUACAAAAUUUGAUUUACACAACAAAUACAGCUGUUAAAUAAAUAAAUAAAUAAAUAAAUACAAAUAUCAAUCCUAACACAGAGAGGGAGAGGGAGAGAGGGGAGGGUCUGUCUCCAUGUUGUGAUGAUUGUGAUGUUUUGUUUCUCCUUCUGUAAUCGCAUGUGGCGCGCGGACGCGUUGAAUGAGGCGCGUGAAAUCAGACGCGUUGAAUGAGCGGCGCGCGGAGGAUUAUCAUCAUCAUCAUCAUCAUUGAUGUCGGAAGUCAAACACUGAUAUGGCGAUGGGUUCCGAAUCUGAGUCUCCCCACGACUGUCUGCGUGGACGAUGUCUGGGCUUCCUCAGACGGAUGGAGAUUAACUCCCGCUUCCGCUAUUAUUUCCAGCACCCGUGGUCCCGUCUGGUCGUGGCCUACCUGGUCACCUUCUUCAACUUCCUGGUCUUCGCAGAGGACCCAGUGUCGCACAGCCAGACAGAAGCGCACAUGAUCGUAGUGGGAAACUGCUUCUCCUUCGUGGUGAAUAAAUAUCCCGGAGGAGGCUGGAACGUCCUCAAAGUCCUGAUGUGGAUCCUCGCCAUCAUCACGGGCCUCAUCGCCGGGAAGUUUGUGUUUCAUCGACGCUUGUUUGGUCGUCUACUGCGUCUGAAGAUGUUUCGUGAAGACCACGGCUCUUGGAUGACCAUGUUUUUCACCACGAUUCUCUCGCUCUUUGUCUUCUCUCACAUCUAUAACCUCCUCCUGCUCAUGAACGGACGGAUGGGUCCUCACAUGGUGACGGAGUACAUGGGCAUCAGGAACGAGAGUUUGAUGAAGAUGGCUGCUGUAGGGACGUGGAUGGGGGAUUUUGUGACGGCGUGGAUGGUAACAGACAUGAUGCUGCAGGACACUCAUUACCCGGACUGGGGCCGGACCGCGAGAUACUUAUGGAGGCAAGGUCACAACCGGAUCGUGCUGUUCUGGACGGUGUUGAUCUCUCUGACCUCUGUGGUGGUUCUGGUCAUCAGUACGGACUGGAUCCGGUGGGAUAACCUGAACCGCGGGUUCCUGCCCAGUGACGAGGUCUCCAGAGCCUUCCUCGCCUCCUUCAUCCUGGUCUUUGACCUCCUCAUCAUCAUGCAGUGUGUUUGUUGGAUCUUCUCCUUCCAGGACUGGGAGUUUCCUCACUUCAUGGGUGAUCUGGACAUGAACCUUCCGGGCCUUUCCACCACCCAGCUGAAGAUCAGACUGCCCGUGUGCAAACGCGUCUUUAAAGAGGAAUAUCACAUUCACAUCACGGGUAAAUGGUUUAAUUAUGGAAUCAUCUUCCUGGUCCUCAUCUUGGACCUCAACAUGUGGAAGAACCAGAUCUUCUAUAAACCCUAUGAAUACGGUCAAUACGUAGGUCCAGGAGAGAAGAUCUACACCGUGGAGGAUCCGGAGACGCUGAGGGACUUUAACCGCAGCACGCUGACCUGGGAAUGGCGCUCCACCAACAUAGACCCCCGCACCAACCGGACGUACGUCCAGAGAGACAUGUUCCUUCACAGCCGCUACGUGGGCUCCAGUCUGGACGUGAAAUGCCUGGCGUUCAUCCCGAGUCUGGCGGCUUUUGUGCUCUGUGGGUUCUUUAUAUGGCUGUUCGGCCGUUUCCAAGACAGCGAGACGUUCCCCGAGAGCCCAGACAAGAGCUACGAGCGCAUCAAGCGCAAAUCGCCGUCAGAUCCGGGAGUCACGCCAGAGGAAGUGCACAUCACCAUGACUGAGGCCUUUAAGAGGAGCGGGACGCCCAUGUUGCUCUUGGUUGACACUCAUCAUUUUGGGUCAUCAAACAACUCCAUGUCACCGUGUUCAAACGAGACCCAGGAGACCCAACCCAGUGUAGCAGCUGACAGCUCUGCUCAUGAGGAUACCGCUGAUGUCAAAAAGCUGACCCCAUGACCAUAGCCAAAGGUCAGAUCGACUCUAGGAAUACUUUCUGAAAUCCUCAACAUUGUUUGGUGUUGGGUUAGUCCAACAAACUUCCAAAAUAUGUUGCUAAUUGGUAGGGCUGCAUCCUAAUAGCCGACUAAACGUUAGUCGUCGACAAGAGGCUUGGUCAACCAAAAUUUCAUUAGUUGGUUAGUCUCAGAAAAAAAAACUCAAUGAAGGACAGUCAUCCUUGUGGUAAUUACAGUAUGUCAGACAGGAAAUUCAAAUGUUUGCCUAUCAUCUAUCGACCUUAAAUAUGGCUUAUUAUUUGAAACGUAAGUAGUAGCAACUUUACAUGGCUGCUCGCUCUAACGUUAACUUAAUGUACGCUAUUUUUAGGCACAUAUCAAAGUGUUUGUGAGAAGCGUGGAAGCUAAAGUAUAGCGCUUAUUGUAAGAUAUGAAGGCGUCGAGGCGAUCACUUGCAUUUUUUCCUGAUAACAGUGGAAAUUUAUGGUUUAUGGUCGUACCAUAGACUGUAAAAAAAAAAAAAGAUUGACGACGCACCUUCACUCUCUUCCAGUGUAGAAAAGUAAAUCUGCUAAAUAUGGCGCUGACAUCUUGGGACCCGAGUCUGCGCAGUAGUGAGCAUGAAGUGGGGCCGCGGUAUCAUCGCCCCCGUCCACACUCCCGCAUAAUCAGUUAGUACAGUUUACUGCAGAACAACUCAUUAUGUCAGUGUGAGAUAAACAGUUAUGGAAAUGUAGAAAUUAAAGUUAACCUCCUCCCAAAGAUCCCAAAAAAAGUCUGUUGGUGCCUCAGUGACUACUUCGCUCAGAGAAGCUGUCAAUCAUAACGUCACACCUCCUUUAUUAUAACAUCAAAUAAGUAACUAAAACCAAACUUAUUUAAAAAAACGAACACCUGAACUUAUAAAAAGUUACAAGAUAAACGAGAUAAAAACUACCUAAAAUGACAGAAACCAUCUUUGAAAAAAAUUUAUGUGAAGUGUAAUUCGAUUGUUUAGUUUGUCUCACGGGUGGGGUUUAAGAGCUAUACUGCAUCCAGCCACCUGGGGGCGAUCAAAAUGUUUUGGCUUUGCUUUUCAGGACUAAUACACCAUUCAAAACUGUAAAGGGUCUACUUUUAUUUGUGUGCACUCACAAUAACAACAAAACUUUGUGCUUUUGUAAAAUAAAGAAAACAAACAGGAAUGCGCUUUCUGCCGUCUCGGUCUCUGUGAACUAGAGCACGUCACAAAAAAUGAACCGAAACUCAGCGUAUACUUGCCUCACAGACAUGAGAAAUAUAUUUAUAGAAAGCUUCAAAUGUCUACUUUUAAACAAGCCAAUUUAAAUACUCUCUGAUUAUGUAAUCUGUAUGAAAAGUGCAUUUAUCUCUAUAGGCACGUUCACUAUACUGCGGAGAUGAUAAUCAGCAUCGUCAACUUCAUCUUUGCUGCCGACACUGACUCAGAAAACACUAGUUUAUUAAUAAACAAUUAAAAUGUCUCCUUGCUAUUUUUCUCUGACACAUUCAUAAUCAUUACUUUUGCCGGUGAUUUGCAGCAAGCUUGAGCAUGGAAAAGGCUAUAUUACACCUAUAUAUUAACUAUAUAUUUUAUUUAUUUAUAUAUAUAUUAAAUGCUCAUUAUGGUUUAGUAUUCUCCUUAGUAUAUAUUUAAGUAAUUAAAUUAACUGUUAAGUAAUGGCUGAAAUGAAUGACUACUAGUCGACUAGAAAAUCUUUAGUUGGGAGCAGCCCUACUGAUUGGCUAGUUUUGAAACCACAAAUCAACUCUUCUUUUUUUAUCAAUCUUUUCAGCGGUCUUGCACAUGGCAUCAACCUUUUGAACUCAAACUUUUAAACGUUCCUCAAAACGUCCCUCAAGGACGUUGGUCUAUAUGGUGCUGGAUGUUUGAUUUUUGUACGUCUUUUUAUGUAGACACGCCAGUGCCUACAUGGAUAAAAUGCUGUCCUCACAGUGAACGCAUGGCAUGAUGGUCAUGAAAAUACUCUUAAUGAACACCUAAAGCUGUGCCUUCAUUAUCAAACCUGCGCAUGGGACGUAGCUCCAUGUCUAAUCAUUAUCUGUUGAACUAUUUAUCAGUUAUUUAAACACCAAACUGCUGUGCCACCAAAUAUAUGUUCACACGCAUGUGUUGGAAAAUCUGAUCUGAUUGUUAAUGCUUUAUUUCUGUAUUUUCAGAUUCAGCCAAAGCAAUGCCAUCUUAAAAACCGAAUCCUUUGUCUUUUAUACGUGUGUUGUUUUGAAAUCUUCACCGCAGUGUUUGUUUUGACCAUGUUCGUCCUGUGUGUUUUUUCUGAUGAGCAGGUGAGCUUCUUAAAAUGUUUGGAUGGUAAAUAUCUGCGCCAAUCCCUGUUAUCAAUAAACAACCUUCUUUUGA
Messenger RNA from Megalobrama amblycephala (Wuchang bream), 4296 nucleotides. RefSeq names its product transmembrane protein 117 (gene tmem117). The record is from RefSeq and is a predicted model, not a curated record. The coding region runs from base 280 to 1920 and encodes 546 amino acids. Gene Ontology annotation, biological process: intrinsic apoptotic signaling pathway in response to endoplasmic reticulum stress. NCBI's taxonomy places the organism in Eukaryota, Metazoa, Chordata, Actinopteri, Cypriniformes, Xenocyprididae. The transcript is spliced from 8 exons.